CGCGAGCAUCGUUUGUGUGUUAUGUGGCGUGCGAGCAUUUUUCUCCAAUAGUGUCGUGCCGGUUUUUGUACCGUUUAGAUGUGUUCAAAUUUAACUUUAUCGGCGUAGUUCGAACGCAUCGUUUAAGUAUUUUCGUAUAAAAAUUUUAUUCAACAGCCGCAAAGUGUCUAAUGCCGAAACGUAUAUUUUGCGAGUAGCACGCAGUCAAUUGGUGGAAAUUGGAAAAUACACAAAUUAAUGUGUAUGGAAAAUAUUGAAAAAUAAUAAUUAAUAGCUCAAGUACGAGUAAAUGUAAAUAGUUGAAAGGAAAAUCCGGUGCCCGUGGAAAAGUAAUUGAUUUGCAGUACGACGCGGAAUCAAUCAAACAAAAUAAAUACGCGUACAUCAAAUUUCGUGCCUCUUAAAGGAGAAAUGAUUUAGCAGCGAAGACGCAAAGUAUCGUAUUUCGGCUGCUUCUUGUUUCCUUAUUGCUGUUGCUUACAAUUGUUUGGUUUUUGUAAAAUUUACUGUUUUCUUUUUUUACUUUGUGCUUUGUUGUUUGCGUUUCUUAACGUUGGAUCGCUUCGUGCACUUUUGUGAUUUUUCGGCUCUUUGCUAUUUACGCCGGUCCGCCUUGUCCAAGAACAUGUAGUGAUUGCGGCACAACUAAUCGGAUGCUACCUGCAGGCUAUUGUUUCGAUUAUCGAGUGACGAAUAACUACGAGUGACGAUUAUUUAGUGCAUCGCAAGUGAGCCUUCGUGUGUGUGUUUGUGCAUUGUCAGUGAGUUGAGGUUGUCCGUUGGAAAUUGUAAUACAGCCUUCAUCUUGUAUCUCUGUUGCGCGCCGCAAAAGAAAAUAAUAAUGCAAGAAAAUAAAGCAAAACAAAUAGUUAAAGCAUACAAAAUUUUAGGUAGCUGCUAAAAAUAGCAAAGAAAUAAGUGAAACAAAAUAGAAACCGGAAAAAGGAGUUUAAAAAGCCUAACUAAAAACAAAAACAAGCAACACGUUGCAAACGAGCUGUGGGCAUUGAACGAGCGAGCAGCACUAAAGGAGAAAAAAAAUUGAUAUUUUCUAUCAAUGUCUAGGAAUUCACGCUGACUGACGACGAGCGUUUUAGGUUUUGCGAAUCCACGCCGCAUACUAAAUUAGGUAUUGACUAUGUGUGAGAAAUUCUUUGAACUUUAAUCCGUUGGCGAGCAGAAGCUUAAUAUUAUAUGAAAUGCCAUUAAAACGCUGCUUCUUUAAAGGGUACUUGCAGUUAUUUUAAGUUUUAAUGGUCUUUUCGUGCGAGCAAAGCGACUCAUCAAGUAUAACAACAACAGCUACACGGCGAAAGACGUCUACCAGCAAUACGCCGUGAUAAGUGAAAAGAUAUACUUUACAGCAACAAGAGGAACAAGUACAACAAUAUAGUACGACAAUAGCUACUACUUACAACAACACCGUCAACAAUCAUCACUUUUCAGCAAACGCUGAAAUACACAACACAUACAAAUAACAAUAACAAAAACAAAACAAAAUGGCCAGUUCAAAAAUUAUCUUGAAAGUUCUACUGUCGCUGUGCGUUUGGUCCUUCGUCAUAAUUGGUCUCUUCAAAAUGCACGGCACCAAUCUUGUCUCACAGGAGUACAGCGCAGUGCCGUUGAGUGGCCGUAUUUUGCUGCAGAAGGAUAUACUGCGUUAUGCGGAAACCACGUCGACUACAACGGAUCGAUUUGAUCCAUCGGAGAUAUUGGUAGAUAAUCGCACAGCCAUGGACGAUGAUCAGCUGGUGCGCGAUGUAGAAUCGCGCAUCCCAUCGCUCCCCAUCGCCUACUGGAGCAAGAACAAAAACUUCCGCCAACAGAAAUCCAACACUUGUGCCAAGUAUCCUUCCAUCUUCGAGCUGGAGUUCAACAACAUUUACUGGCAGACGAUGCGCACUACGAAUGGUACCUUUCAGUUAUUUGGCGCCUACUACGAUAUACGUAAGACCUCACGCAUUGGUCCGACUGUGCGCAUACUCGGCAUGAUCGAUCGCAUACAGCCGACAGUGAAGACGUACUGUCAAUUCUGGUUUGACGGCCAGAAGGAGCCAUUCAUUGUGAAGACCUUUGAGUAUAAGUACAUCUGGUACAAUAAGUGGGGCAACUAUAAGCAGGGUAUCUAUCAGCCGUAUUUGAUAGCUUGUCAAAUACCAAAACCCUUCCACGGUGUGGUGCCCAGCUCGGUGUCGAUGGUUGAGAAGGAAUGCGAUACAGCAACCAACAACUUGCGCGUCAUCUACAACCGGCCGCAGGAUGAUCAGAAGAAGGGUUUCGCGGUUUGCGUUAAAGGUUUAGACUUCCUCUACGAUGAUCUAUCUGUGCGUCUGAUCGAAUGGAUUGAGAUGUUGAAUAUUUUGGGCGCAGACAAGAUCUACUUCUACAAUCUACAAGUGCAUCCGAACAUCACAAAAGUACUCAGUCACUAUGAGCAAGAGGGCAAGGUACAGGUCAUACCGCUAACACUGCCGGGUGGACAACCGAAUGUGCCCGGCUUUCAGCACCUCUACUUAACGAAAAAGACGAAUCACAAGCGUCAGAACGAGGUGAUACCCUACAAUGAUUGUCUCUAUAAGAAUAUCUACCUGUACAAGUACAUUGCGCUGCUGGACAUCGACGAGGUGAUUAUGCCGAAGGGCAAUUUUGUGCUCUGGUCCGAGCUAAUGGAGAAAGUGGUGCCUGAAUCGUUGAAAAUCAAACCCGAAGGCUAUAACAGCUACAAUUUCCGCAAUGUCUACUUUCUGGAUGACCAACAACACGAGCACGGCUGGCACAAAGACAUACCAAAGUACAUGCAUAUGCUGCAGCACGUGCACCGUGCCAAGAACUACACGAAGCCCAAUCAGUAUGUGAAAUGCUUCCAUGAUCCAGAGCGCGUGCUCACGCUACAUAAUCACUUUCCGCUCGCAUGUCUUGGCGGUGUCUGCAAAUCCUAUCCUGUGAACACGACCGAUGCGCAAUUGCAACACUAUCGCGCCGACUGUGUGAAUACGUUAAAGAAGAGUUGUGAGGAGUACCGCGAGAACUCGGUGGAAGACAAAACGAUCUGGAAGUACAAAGAUGAGCUGAUACGCCGCACCUUCCGCACGCUAGAUACGUUGGGCUUCUUUAAGCGGCCGCUCGGCUAUAGCAGCAGCAAUGGCGGCAUUGGCUCGACGACACACGCAAGUGAGCGGUGAUUUUUGGGCAGUUGGUGGGCAGGUGGCAGCAACAGCUGGAUGGGCGGUAGUGGUAGUGGCGCGGACAAUGGGGCAGAUUACUACGAACGUGAGCGCUGGCGUGAGGCUAUGGUGGGUAGUAACGAAUUUUUUUGAUAAUUCCGAGCGGAAUUUUAAAGCGAACGCAAGUAACGCCGAGUAGAUGAGUGGCAUGAAUUACGACGCAGUUUAAAUUCCUUUAACUUUUCUUGUAUACUCCUGAGUAAGCCUGCAAAAGCUUGGAAAGCAAAAGCGUCUCGAGAAGGCCUCUUCAUUUUUCAAGCGUCUAUAGCUUUGGCUUAUGGGCUUGCAACCCUGAUAAGGCAACUAUUUUACUGUAUCUAAUUAAAACAACAACAACAAAAAAUUACGAUUACUUUUUACGAAAAAUGAAAAAUGGCUUUCCCCUCUUCUACUAUCAACCGUUAAGCCUUCUAAAACCCCCUGCGAUAGGCGCCUGUAGAAGAAAUUGAGAACAAUAAGUUUCUUAAAAAAACCAAAAAAAGGUUAUAAUGUGGUACUUAACGAAGACAAUUCUUUCGCUGUUUAAGAAGAAAACGAACGAAAUUAAAAAGUAUGUAAAAUUUUUAUUUUAAAUCAGUGUUAUAAAUUUAGAAAUUUGCCCAACAUUAAGAAAAAUAUUUGUAAAUUUUAUCAAAUGAAAGAAGCGAACAAUUAAUUGUAAAAUUUAUGUUUUAAAUACUGACUACGGAAAAGCUAUUUUUAGUUGUAUGGUUAGAAAAGUAAAUUCUAGCAAAUAAAUCUUGUUACUACGCUCUUUAUAUUUAAACAUAAGAAAAGAAGAAGAAAAAACGUAAAAUGUGCCUUCAUGUUAAAAAGUGUACGUACUUGAAAAAAAUGUAUUCCAAAAAUAUUUCUUUUACUUUCCUUUACAAAUAGUUGAAAAAAUUAUAGCUAGUAAUUAAAGACAAUAUUUAUGUAGGUUUUGAUGUGCCAAAAGCUAGGCUAAAAAAUUUAAAAAAAGCACUUUCAAACAUUUUAAGAAAUCUACGUAGAUGCAAUAUUUGUGAAGCGCCUUCUAUGUUUGAAAUUUUUCUUAACUUACAACAACAAAAAAGAAACUUUUUUUCCUGCUUCGGUUUUUGUAAAUGCAAAGAUUAUUUAAAUGAUGUUUAGGGAAUUUUGUUUUAUCAUUACAUUUUUGCGCAAAAAAAGCACCCAUGAUUUUUAAAUUCAAGAAAAGGAAUUUUUUUUAUCUGAACUCUCAAGAAAUUACGGAAAUUUUUUUUACUACUAUUUACUAUUAUAAAAUAUAAAUUUUUGAAUUAUAAAAUUUUUAAACUUUUGCUACUUAUGGAAAAUUUAACAUUUUUGGAAAAACUUUCAGAGAAAAAAGUGGUUUUAGUUCAAUUAUUAAUUUUUAAUAUUUUAUUUUACUCCUACGAAAUUUGAAACACGCCUUAAAAUACGUAAAUUGUUGAUAUUAGUUUUUCUACUUUCGGAAAAUUUUAUGUCGCUGUUAGAAAGUGUUCUUUUUUAGGGUUUUCCAAACAGUGGUGUUACUUUGAUAUUCAAGGAAAAAUGCUAUUUUUUAAUAUAAAUGAUCGGAUGAUUAUUCAUUAUAAUGAGGAAGGUAUGCCGUUAAUAGUGGAAAAUAACAUCAGGCAAAUGACCACCACGACCACGCUUGCAGGGCAAUAUCCUUUUCAUGAAAUUUUCCAUAACCGAAUUGCACAGUGGCUGCCCUAUGUCCUCGAUAGCGUCACGAAUUCCAUCUUCAGGUCUUGAAUCGACCCUGGGCUGUUGGCGUAGACUUUCUCUUUAACGUGGCCCAAAGAAAAAAGUUACAAGGUGUUAAAUCACAAGAUCUCGGUGGCCAAUUGUGAGAGAUAACACGGUCCGAAUCCCGUGAAAGAUCAAUGGUUUCGUUGCUUGUGUGGCACGUAGCGCCGUCUUGUUGAAAAUAAACGUUGUCCAGAUCAAUACCAUCCAAUUCCGGCCAUAAAAAAUCGCUAAUCAUCUCUUCAUAGCACAAUCAAUUCACCAAUAACACCUGUUAUUAGAAAACCCUUUAUUAGAUAUUUUUUCAAAUUUUUAUUUUUAAUUUUUGUAGUAAUAUAAUGUAAUUUUUUCAUAUUAUUAUAUAAUAUCUAAAUCCUACUUCUUGAUAAUAUAAUAUUAUACUGGAAUAUUCUGACAUUAUUUUAAAAUGAAAAAACUUUUUGACAGUUACUUUUUAUUUUUAUUUUCAACUAUUGGUAAAGAGUUUCUUUUUUUUUUGUUUACUUGUUUUUAACCCUUUGUAGAGAAUUUCUUGUGUUUCUUUAACUUUUUGUAGAGACCUUUUUUUUUAUUUUUUUUUUUUUUGCUUUUUCAAUGGCAAAGCUUUUGGCACUCCACCACCCAUAAAACGUUUAUGUUACGUUUAUGACUUUUUAAAAAAUUUCACUCAACUGCAAAUGAAACGAAACAAAACUGUCACAAAUUAGUUAUAGUGAUUAAUUUGAAGUUACUUUCCACAGCUGAUGAAAGUGUUUAAUCAAAAACAAAUAUGUUAUUGCAUAAAAUGAGUUCGAGGCAGCUAUAAAUAUUUAAUAUUAAGUCAUGAAUAUGAAACUCUGUAUUAAAACAUUUUAAUUUUUUUUUAUAUUUUAUUUUACUACUUCGAAAUUUGAAACACAACUUAAAAUACUUAAAUUUUUAACACAAUAUUUUUUUACUUUCGGAAAAUUGUAUGUCGCUGGUAGAAAGGAAAAAACUCCUUUAUUUAGAUAUUUUCAAAUUUUUAUUUUUAGCUUUACUUUAAUUUUACUCCUCAUUUAAAUUUACUUAAAUUUUUUCGAUUUUUAUUAUUAUUUCUGGUGUUAACUUUUGUUUAUAUUUUAAAAAAUUUUUUUUUUUGGAUUUUUUUUGUUUGUUUCAACUUUUAUAAUUUUUUAUAUAUUUGGUUUUAUCAUAUUUUUUGUUUUUUAAUUAAUAUAUAUUAACUUUCAUUUUUGUAUUCAUGAUGUUUUAUGUUCUACAUUUAAUUUUAAUAAAAAUUUUAUUUAUUGUUUGUUUUGUGAAUUUUAUAAAAUUUCUAUUUGGAUUUGUCAUUUUUUUUUAUUUAAAGUAAAUUUUUUUUCUUUAACUAUUUUUUUUAAAUUUAACAAACCUUCUUUUAAAACUUUUAAUUUGCGGACUUACCUAAAAUGUUUUGUUUUGUGUAAUAUAUAUUUUUUUGACAUACAUACGAGUAUGAUUUUAAUAUACAUUUUUAAUAUUAUUAGUAUUUUUUUUUUGUUUAACUUUUGAAAAACUUCUUUUAGAAUUUUUAAUUUUUUAAUAUUGUAUUUAUUUUAUUAUCCAAUUUUUUUUUUGUUUCUUUAAUUUUAAGUUUUUUAACUUUUAUAAAAUUUUUCUUUUUGAAUUUUCAAUUUCUUUGUAUUUAGUUUUAAGAUAAAAUUUUAAUUCAUUUUUUUAGCAGUAAUUUUUUAAUAAAUUAAUUAAAAUUUUUUUAUUUUAAUUAA
This is a messenger RNA of Anastrepha ludens (Mexican fruit fly), 6670 nucleotides long. RefSeq lists its product as uncharacterized. The coding region runs from base 1500 to 3182 and encodes 560 amino acids. The record is from RefSeq and is a predicted model, not a curated record. The transcript has 6 exons. Lineage: Eukaryota; Metazoa; Arthropoda; Insecta; Diptera; Tephritidae.